AUGAGGUGCCACUUGCUAUUUUUUUUCCUGGGCCUCGGCCUAGUGGCGUGUAUUUCGGCCGCACGGACCGACAAUAGUCUUGAGAACUUGGAUACCGUUAGUGACACCGCUACAGGCAGCGCUUCCGGUACAGGCAGCGCAUCCGGUACAGGCAGCGAUCCCGAUUCAGAUCUGGAUGGCCCGGACAACGAUAAAGUGGUGGAUAAGAUUAAAAAUACCAAAAAUGAUAAAGCCACCAAGUUAAGCCCCGUCGCCAGCCCCGUCGCUAGCCCUGUCGCCAGCCCUGUCGCCAGCCCCGUCCCCAACCCCGUCCUCAACCCCGACGUAGACCCCGACAGCGAAACUGACAUUGAUAUAGACGGGGAAACGGAUCUACUAAAAAUCCCAGCUCCCUUGCGCUUGAAACCCAAUCGCAGGCCCAACAGUCGCAGGCAACCCAACAGAAGGCGCAGGAAUAGGCGCAUGCCAAACAGGCGCAACAGCUUCAGACGCAGGAGCAACAGGCGAAGGAAUAUGAGGCGUAGCAACAUCAGACGCCGUAAUAACAAGGGCCGUUCCCGAAGAAGGCUCAGAAAUCGUGGUUAA
Drosophila navojoa is the source of this 585-nucleotide messenger RNA. RefSeq lists its product as uncharacterized. Lineage: Eukaryota; Metazoa; Arthropoda; Insecta; Diptera; Drosophilidae. The record is from RefSeq and is a predicted model, not a curated record.